Messenger RNA from Cuscuta epithymum, 403 nucleotides. NCBI's taxonomy places the organism in Eukaryota, Viridiplantae, Streptophyta, Magnoliopsida, Solanales, Convolvulaceae. The record is from the annotation of a GenBank genome assembly.
GGCUGAAUUUGAAGUGGGAGAAAAAGUCCUACUUAGAGUCUCCCCGACAAAGGGAGUAAUGAGAUUUGGAAAGAAGGGAAAGCUAAGCCCGAGGUUCAUCGGUCCGUAUGAUGUCCUCGAGCGAGUGGGAAGAGUGGCAUAUCGUCUAGCUCUACCCACUGAGCUGGCUAAGGUACACAAUGUUUUCCAUAUCUCCCAAUUGAAGAAGUAUGUUCACGACGAUUCACAUAUCCUUAACCCUGAGGUGGUCGAGUUAGACGAAACAUUGACUUACGAGGAGAGACCUAUCCAGAUUCUGGACACCAAGACUCGUGAGACUAGAAGAAAAGCAAUUAAGAUGGUGAAAGUAUUGUGGUCUAACCACUUGGCUGAAAACGCCACUUGGGAGACCGAGGAUGAUUUG